AUGGUUAUUGUGGAGUACCGUAUUCCCAUGCCAAUGUCAGCCAGCCAGUACAGAAUAGGACAGCUUUACAUGAUACAAAGCACAAGCAAAGACAGUUCAGUCGAAAUAAUCAAAAACGAACCCUAUUCCGACGGCUGGCUCAAGUAUUUGGUCCCCAAAUCUCUGUAUGUCGAGGAGGAGGCCUGGAAUGCGUACCCCUACACUAAAACGGUCUACAAAUGUCCCUUUCUGUCCAAAUUUUCCCUCCAUAUCGAAAGCCACUACUUGGACAACGACUUGGGGACCACUGAGAAUAUAUUUGGAUUGUCUGAGGAAGAGAAACUCAACUCGAGGACCGAAUUGGUGGAUAUUUGUGACAGAAAAGUGCGGGACUACCACAAGGAGGAGGAUCCCCUCCAUUUCACAUCUCCACACAACCAAGUGACCCCUCUGAGAGAGGAUUGGCUUAAAAACGUGGAUCCCAGCCCAGGGAUGUGUGCCUAUAAACUAUGUCGAGUCAAUUUUGAUUAUUCGCUGAUUCGUGGACGGGCAGAGAAUUAUAUUCAGGCAUAUGGUGGGGUGAGGGGGUUACUGCUAGGUGUCAGGGAGACUAUUCUGCGGGCACAUCGACAGGCCUGGUGUUGGCAGGACGAGUAUCGGGGGCUGACUAUUGAGGAUAUUCGUGAUUUGGAGGAGACUGCUCAAAAGUCGUUGGCUGAGAGGAAAUUUGAUUAG
Messenger RNA from Octopus sinensis (East Asian common octopus), 714 nucleotides. Its product is annotated as protein retinal degeneration B-like. Gene Ontology annotation, biological process: phospholipid transport. NCBI's taxonomy places the organism in Eukaryota, Metazoa, Mollusca, Cephalopoda, Octopoda, Octopodidae. The transcript is spliced from 3 exons. The record is from RefSeq and is a predicted model, not a curated record. Gene Ontology annotation, cellular component: cytoplasm. Bases 1 to 714 code for a protein of 237 amino acids. Gene Ontology annotation, molecular function: phosphatidylinositol transfer activity; phosphatidylcholine intramembrane carrier activity; phosphatidylcholine binding.